Messenger RNA from Aaosphaeria arxii CBS 175.79, 2685 nucleotides. RefSeq lists its product as uncharacterized. The record is from RefSeq and is a predicted model, not a curated record. NCBI's taxonomy places the organism in Eukaryota, Fungi, Ascomycota, Dothideomycetes, Pleosporales. The transcript has a single exon. The coding region runs from base 242 to 2485 and encodes 747 amino acids.
UCAUGGUACCAAAGUAUUGCUAACCCGCAUCUUCAAGACAUCGACUUCAACGAGUGCCAUUACAUUUGAAACCACUACAACUGUACUCAUUCCUCAGCCCCUGCCCGUUACUAGUAUCUUCAGUACAUCUACUGUAAAUUUACAGCUUCCCAUUCCAGAAACCACGUCGUCUCCGUUGAUCGUAUCAGAGCCUACAUUUGACCAAUUGACAAGUCAAUCGGUCAUCACUGCUACUUCGGUGAUGGAGAUACCCUUGCCACCCAUCGUCUCCUCUAUCUUCCUUCCUAGACCAUCUACAUCUGAUAUCAAUGUUUUUCCUCCGGUUUCUUCGUCUUUGAGAACAACAAGGACAUUUGGUAAUCCAGAGCCCACACCUGAGGUCCCCUUUGCAACAGACAUCAUACCAGAUUUAAGCAGUAUCUUAUCUUCGAUUCUAUCCCAAGUGCAAAGUCAGCUCCAGUCAAUACCAUUCCCUACCCAAGGGCCCUUCCAGCCCGGCAUCUCGUCAUCGGUGGAUGAAGUAUCAAGCACAGGCGCUCCGGUCCAAACACCAAUAUUCACCAGACCUUCAAGCUUGUUCAGUGGCAGUUUCAGCGAACCCUCAGCGACUACCAGAUCGGUACCGACAGGCGAACCCAGUCUCGGAACUUCAACCAAGUCAAGCAUUCCCGAUGUCUCUAGCGACUUUGACUUCUCUUUUCCUAGUGAGGUGAUAGAUCUAUCGUCUAGAAGCAGCCAAACAGAAGACCGUUCCGAGUUCACUAGCUCGACAAAAACAAGUCGCACUACAGCAAUUUCCGUCCCAACUCCUAGUGUCCCAUUUGAAUCCACGACCGGAUUCGCAAACACCUCUUCAACCAGAUCUGCGACAACAAGACCAGCACCUGGAUCUACAAGUAGCCUUUCGGGUUCGACGAAUGCGUCAACGAUCACGACUUCGAGGUUCUUUGUAUCUCCCACUAGCUCGUUCACCACCAGACCUACAUCAACCUCAUCGAGCUCCCUAGAAGUAGACUCGCUGGAAACCUCUUCCAGGGUGCCUGACUCGGCAUCCAGAAAUUCGACUAGCACGAUAAGCGAAACGACAGAGACCCAGUCAAGUUCAUCAAACUCCACUAGAACAUCUCGAACCCCAACCAGCACUACGGAUAUUUCGACUUCUAGCUCGGAAAACGGGAGCUUUAGCACCAUUGCCUCAACGACAACACCAACCCAGUUGAUUAAUAGCGAAGCUGCUCCGCCGCCUGCAAGUUCUUCAUCUGGCGUAGCAGCAGGAGCGAAUGAGCCCAGUGCCCCACCUCUGUCGAAGUCUCAGACUGCAGGUAUUGCUAUUGGGGGCACAACCUGCUUGAUCAUAGCAAUCAUUGCUGCUUUGUUUCUAGCCCGCCGUUACCAUAGAAAUGCAGCUGCGAACCGGAAGAGCGGGGGUAGCGUUUACCCAGAGGUUGCCUACAUUUACGAUCCCCCAGCCAGAGGUGAUGACCAAACUGGUGCCAACAGUGCACCGAUGAUGUCUGGAGGGGCGGCGGGUUAUGGAACGCUACCAACGCACUCUCCGCGCUACAGUACAGGCCGUUUACCUCAAAAUCCAUUCCGGGAGCCUAUCAUCCCUUCACCAGAGCCUAGUCCAGGUUUCAACGGGUCUGGGGGACCUGCUGGCAAUAUUCAAGGCCAAUACUCCGACCUCGCCGUAAAUCCAUUCAAUGCAGCUGCAGAUUAUCCACCGUUAUCACCGUAUGGGCCACCGGCUCAUAGAUUUCCUAGAGAGCCUGUACGCGCUUCCGAUCGCUACAGUGAUCCUUUCUCAGAUCCUUUCGAGCACGAUCUUCUCCUUAAUGUUCGCAGUGAAACACCCGACUCGAUAGUCAUGCUCGCCGCAGCCCCGACAUCAUCACCACGCUCACCUCGCUCACCACGUUAUUCGGAUCGUCAUCCGCCCGAGAAGAAUGUUUAUGGAAACUACCUUGCUGUUGCACCGCCGACUUCGCCUGCCGCACCUCACCAUCGGGGCGCUUCUAGCCUCUCCUAUUCUCGUUCCAACGCACAAUCGCCAGACAGUUUCUCCUACGCCUCCUACGCCGCGGGGCGUUACACCCCUGAACACUUGUCAUCCUCCCCUAACCAUUCCACGAACACGUCAUUCAACUCUAGCAUUCUCAGAACACCGCACGCCGCUGUAUCACCAUCGCCUACGCACAAAGGAUGGGAUGAUAUCAAGCUCGACCAGUCCCUAAUACCCAAACCUUUAAACCUUACAUCUGGCCAAAGGCCCCUCUCCCAAAGACGGCAACCUCCUCUUGCAGGCAACGGUCAGACUUUACUUUCAAAAUUUGGCCGAGCCAUGGGUAUCGAUGGGUCUUACUUCAGCAAGGCCCAAAACCCGCCUGCCCCUGCCGUCAACGGCCCUAACGCGAAUCCAACAUUGCACAAGCAACAAAGCGAAGAAUGGGCUGAUCCCUCGCUGAUCGGCCGACCAGCCUUCUAAUUUUUUUAGUCAACACUCGCAAACCAAGAUAGGUCGAGUGUGGCACAGAAUCUGUAUUAUACAUAUACACACCAGGUGUUUUUUCUUCCACGAACUGACACUGUACUUGAAUAUCCCGGAUCAUCACAUCCCUAUUUAUUCAAAAGCGAACUGAACACUAUCCUUUCCUAUCAUUUUCUUUUACGUCAAACUUUCCUUUU